Molecule: messenger RNA, 4331 nt
Organism: Scleropages formosus (Asian bonytongue)
Lineage: Eukaryota; Metazoa; Chordata; Actinopteri; Osteoglossiformes; Osteoglossidae
Gene: piwil2
Product: piwi-like RNA-mediated gene silencing 2
Exons: 23
Coding region: 189-3515 (1108 amino acids)
Molecular function (GO): RNA binding; protein binding
Source: RefSeq, a predicted model, not a curated record
AGCAGAAUAUGAAGUUGUUUUAUAGCACUGGGGCUUUCCGCAUGCAGUGAACGGUUAUAAUUUAUAAAAAUGACUCGGCUGUUCUUAAUUUUCCAUCUCCACCAGGCUAUCCUUGCUGGAGCAAGGUACUGUCCCCAAAUUGCUCCAGUAGAAUUGCCCAGCUGUGUAUGAGUAAAUAACUGAAGCCUAUGGACCCAAAUAAGCCACGAUUGCCAUGGACCCCAGGUGCGGCCCGCAUGCCCUGGUGGCAGCAGCCGGGACGGGGCCGUGGCGUCUUACCUGAGGAAGCAGCGUUCGCACGUGGCUGCAGACUGCCCUUUACACAGGAACUCGCUAGCAAACUGGCAGCAGAUGUGCAAGUGACCAGGGACCUGUCAGCCAUGCAGUACAGCAGGGAGUCCCCAUACCCUGUAGGCAGGGGGUCUGCUGUGCUUGCCAGAGGUGUGACCUUACCCUCAGAGAAAAGACCUGGCCUUACCCGUGGGCUUUCUCUGUCUGUUGAAGAGCCCUGUUCUGGGGUUACUGGGGAGCCGACCACCCCCAUGGAGAAGAUCAGAUUUGGUCAUAAGCAAAUGCUGCCCCUUCCUGUUUUAAAGCCAAGUACUGGGGUUGCUAGAGGGGUGGCCUUUCAGAGUCUUGAGACUGGCUUUGCACCCAGAGGAGAGCCCAUCCCACCAUCGCCUGAGGUGUCCAUUAUAUCAAAAGAUAUCCAUGUGCCAGAGGAGCAGGAGCAAGUGGCACCACACACUGUCCUGCAGGCGGAUGUGUCCUCCCUCACUCCAUCGCUGGUGUCUAUGUUUCGUGGGAUAGGAAUUGAGCCUGCAAAGACCUGUUGGGGUCGUGGAUUACGGUCAGGACUGGGGGCUAUGGGAGACCAGGGUCUAGAGCCCAAACCAGAGCGCACAGCCACUCUUCCUGAAUUUAUCCCUACUGGAGGAGCUAUGGGCCCUGGUCAAAAGCAGUGUCCAGAGGAGGUGAUAGGUCACAGCAGUUUGCCAGGACGCAGGCCAUGGCCUCAGAUGGGUGGAGUUGGCCAGGCAGUGCCAUCCUGGGGACGAGGCCUCCCUGCCUCCCCUGUAGUUUUGCAAACUGCAGCUCAGUCUCUGUUGACACCCUCUGUGGCCCUCAUGCACCGAGCCAGUCUGUCCCUACCUAAAGAGCUAUCGGAGAGCCCUAUGAAGCCAGAAGUUUCCAAGGAAGAGGUGAAGACGGAACCCCCAAGUGAACCAUUGCAGAAGAAAGGCACAAAAGGAAGCCCUCUUUUGGUUGCCUCUAACUACAUCCCCAUCCGUUGCACUAAUGAUGCUGUGUACCAGUACUCCGUGACUUUCACUCCCAAUGUGGAUUCCAUGAGCAUACGGUUUGGCAUGAUGAAAGAGCAUCGCGCUACUACGGGGGAGGUUGUAGCUUUUGAUGGCUCCAUUCUGUAUCUCCCCAUCAGACUGGACAAGGAGGAAAUCCACUUGAAAUGUGAGAGGCAGACAGACAAGCAGGAGAUUGACAUAAAGAUCCAGAUGACUAAGAUUCUCUCGCCAACCUCUGAUCUAUGCAUCCCCUUUUAUAACGUUGUCAUGAGACGGGUAAUGAAAAUCCUGGAAUUGAAACUGGUGGGUUAUAAUCAUUAUGAUCCCAGAAGUGCAGUCAUUCUGGCAAAACACAGGCUCCAGGUGUGGCCAGGGUAUUCGACCUGCAUCAAGCGCAGUGAUGGAGGACUUUAUCUGUUUGUGGAUGUGUCUCACAAGGUGAUACGAAAUGACUCGGUGCUGGACGUCAUGAAUGCAAUCUACCAGCAGAGCAAGGAGAGUUUCCAGGAUGAAUGUGUUAAGGAGCUGGAAGGAAGCAUUGUAAUGACUCGCUACAAUAAUCGAACAUAUCGCAUUGAUGGCAUUGAUUGGACUAAGUCCCCAAAGGACACUUUCACCUUACUGGAUGGGACACAGACAACUUUCAUCGACUACUACAGUAAGAAUUAUGGAAUUACCAUAAAAGAGCUGGAUCAGCCGCUGUUGGUGCAUCACCCAAAGGAGAGGUCCAAGCCAAGAGGAAAGCUUAUAACAGGACAAAUCCUCAUCCUCCCGGAGCUCUCCUUCAUGACGGGAAUUCCAGAAAAGAUGAGGAAGGACAUACGAGCUAUGAAGGAGUUGACCAUGCAUAUCAACAUGAGUGGGGAGCAGCACCUUCAAUCUGUCAAGAAACUUCUCCAGAACAUCAACUCCAACCAGGAGGCACUGAGAGAGCUUGCCCGCUGGGGCCUGGUUAUCAGCAGCAAUACUCUGACGUGUGAAGCAAGAAUUCUGCCCACAGAGACUGUUUACCUGCAGACAGCCUCCUUCACAUCCCCUCCAGACCUCAUCUGGUCCAGGGAAGUGGUCAGGGACAUCUCCAUAAGCUGCAUGUCCCUGAAAUGCUGGUGCCUCUUCUUCCCACGGCGGUGCGUGGAGCUGGCUGAUGAACUGGUGACAACCUUAAUGAAGGUGGCUGGGCCCAUGGGCUUCCAACUAGACCGGCCAAUCCUCGUAGAGCUGAGAAGUGACAGCACCGAAAACUAUGUCAGGAGCAUCAAUUCCCAGCUGACCAGCGAGCCCAAUAUGCAGCUGGUGCUGUGCAUCGUGACAGGCAAUAGGGACGAUCUCUACGGGGCCAUCAAAAAGCUUUGUUGCAUCCAGAACCCUGUCCCUUCGCAAGUUAUAAAUGCUUAUACCAUCUCCCACCCUCAAAAGCUAAGGAGCAUCACUCAAAAAAUCCUGCUGCAGAUAAACUGUAAACUGGGAGGAGAACUGUGGGCUGUGAACAUCCCUUUGAAACACUUAAUGGUGAUUGGAGUUGAUGUUCAUCACGACCCCAGUAAGAAAAACAGGUCUGUGAUGGGAUUUGUUGCUAGCCUCAACAGUGCAAUGACACAGUGGUAUUCACGAGUGGUGUUCCAGAUGCCAAAUGAAGAAAUGAUAAGUGGAUUUAGGGUUUGUCUGAUUGCAGCUCUGCAAAAGUAUUACGAGGUAAACCAUCACUUCCCGCAGAAGAUUGUGGUAUACAGAGACGGAGUUUCUGACAGCCAGCUAAAGAUGAUUGAGCUGUACGAGAUCCCUCAACUGCACGAGUGCUUCCAGACGUUCCCAGACUUUGAACCCAAGCUGACCUUCAUGGUGGUCCAAAAGAGAGUUAGCGUCACAUUGUACUCAUUGGCCAGAGACUCAUAUGGGACUCUACCCCCCGGCAUCCUCUUAGACCACACAGUCACCAGCAGAGAAUGGCUGGACUUCUACCUGAUGUCCCAUCACACCCGCCACGGCCGCAGCCUUCCAACACGUUACAUCUGUGUGUACAACACCGCCAAUUUCACUCCAGAUCAUUUACAAAGAUUGACCUUCAAGAUGUGCCACAUUUACUGGAACUGGCCUGGAACAAUUCGUGUGCCCGCACCGUGCAAAUACGCACACAAACUAGCAUUUCUCUCAGGCCAGUACCUGCACUCAGAUCCUGCAGUCCAGCUGAGGGACAAGCUGUUCUUCCUCUGAAUUUGUUGACACAAAGAGGGGAGGCAACUGUUAAGUAAAAAACACUCCUACAAAUAUUUUAGUUGAAUUUGAAAGUUACCACAAACGUUUUUAGUUUCCAUUGAGUUAUGUUUUGUAAGUUACGGUUGUUCUUAUGUGGUGCCGAUGAGCAAAUGUUUUCUUAAAUCUAAACUUGCAGUCACAUGGUUAGGUUAUACAGCAAAUAAGCUCUCGGCAAGAUGCACACCACCUAAUCAGGAUCUGGAUGUUGUACUAUUCAGCAGUGACUACUAGUGAGGUUAGGAUCCUUGCUGAAAUCUCCUUGGACUCUGAUUAAAAAACAGGUCCAUAAUAAUAAUAAUAAUAAUAAUAAUAAUAAUAUUACAGCCUUUCGUAUUUGUGUUCUCAGGACUAGUGGAUAACUUCUGAAUAUGGCAAACCAUCGUCUGCCCUUAUAAACCUUAUUGUAGCAAUCAGUUGUUCCCCUUCUCAGGAUAUGUUUUAUCAGCAGCUUGUUCAAAAUAUUCUUUACAAAUUCACUGUGUGAAAAAAGGAUUAGAUUUUUCUGGCUAUAAUUUUAGCUAGUACACAGCCUGCUCUGACCAGUAAUUCCUGUUUGGUGGACAUGCUCUAUAACAGCAGUCUGUAUUUAAUUAUAUUUUGAAUACCCGAACUUCACGAAAUUUACUUGAAAUCUGUCAAACGUAGCGUGAGCUGGUGGGCAGUCCAACCCAGGGCAGGAGGUGCGAUCUGAAAGGUGGACAGCUCUUGGACCUGCCCGCACCUUAAGUGAAUAAUGAUCGCUGGCUGCAUGCGCUCUAAACCAAUGAGGAGGGA